Messenger RNA from Zygotorulaspora mrakii, 1419 nucleotides. It is a transcript of the gene PBP2, whose product is annotated as telomere maintenance protein PBP2. Lineage: Eukaryota; Fungi; Ascomycota; Saccharomycetes; Saccharomycetales; Saccharomycetaceae. The record is from RefSeq and is a predicted model, not a curated record. Gene Ontology annotation, biological process: regulation of RNA metabolic process; regulation of gene expression. Gene Ontology annotation, cellular component: nucleus; cytoplasm. The transcript has a single exon. Gene Ontology annotation, molecular function: mRNA binding. The coding region runs from base 1 to 1419 and encodes 472 amino acids.
AUGUGGAACGCAUUGAAAAGGAGACUAAAAACAAUAAAAAGGAUAGGUUUUAAAUGUAUAGAAAUAACAAUUGGCUUUGAAACUUGUCCAAAUAGCCAUUUCUCUAUGUCAAACGCGGAUGAAAAUGGAGUAGCGUCUCCCAAUGUGUUGAAAAGAAAAAAGGAAGACUGUGCAGAGGAACAGUUGGAGGCUGAAAUCAAGCGAGUUGCUCUGGAUGAUGAUACAGAGACUGUGACGGCUGGAUUGACAAAUGGAACCUGCUUAGAAAAUGGAUUGAGCAACGGAAAUGGGCAAGACUCAUGCUCUUCAGACGGAAGAGAGUUGAGUAGCGAAAGCAUCAGCCGGCAUGCACACCUUAGGAUGCUCUGUCUUGUCAAAGAGGCUUCAAUCGUUGUCGGUCAUAAAGGUGAGACAAUUUGCAAAAUCAAAAGUGAAACUUCUACAAGGAUUAAUGUCUCUGACAAUGUUAGAGGUGUACCUGAGAGAGUCAUAUACGUGAGAGGAUCAUGCGAUAAUGUUGCGAAAGCAUUUGGAAUGAUAGUAAGAUCACUUGUAUCAAGAAAUGAGGAAAGCGAUUUGGAUGAAAACUCUACCGCAACAACAAUCAACUUGCUGAUAUCCCACCACCUAAUGGGCUGUGUUAUUGGUAAGCACGGCUCAAGGUUAAGGGAAAUAGAAGACCUAAGUGCCGCAAGAUUAUCUGCGUCACCUCAGCAAUUAUUAAUGUCCAAUGACCGCAUACUUAGUAUCACUGGAGUUGCUGAUGCUAUUCAUAUUGCAACGUUUUAUGUCGGGCAAACCAUUAUGAAUUCUAGAGAGGGUACCAGGAUGAAAAAACCCAUCUUUUAUCAGCCAAGUGCCAUGUAUUCGGCACUCCUUAGUGGAAUUUCUCCACCUGGAUUUUCUCACCAAAAACAUCAUCAAUAUCAUCCAACAGACAAGUACACCACCAAUAGGGGCAAUAAAAGAGUAUCUAGAUCAUCCUCUCUGAUGAUGGUAGUACCGGCUAAUCAAUCUUUUCCACGCCAGGUCUCGGAACAACCACUUAGUCGUAUCCCUGUGACAUAUACUGCAGCGAAUGCAGCGAAUGCAACCUCUUUUACUCCCAACUUUAUGAUCCCUAACGUAAGAAUACUGGAUGGUCCCGUAACUACCCCGGCAGCUCAAACAAUGUCUAUCGUGGAGCAAAAGAUUUAUAUAGAUGAAAAUUUUGUGGGAAACAUAAUAGGAAGGGAUGGAAAGCAUAUAAACUCGAUUAAAGAGGCUACCGGAUGUUCAAUUUUUAUUGACGAACCUGUUAAUGGGGCUUCUGAAAGAAGAUUAACAGUGAAGGGAACGUCAAUGGGGUCGCAGGCUGCAAUAAUGCUAAUAAGUAACAAAAUCGAAAUUGAUAGGAUAAACCGCGAGAGGAAAAGAUAA